Molecule: messenger RNA, 1455 nt
Organism: Cladocopium goreaui
Lineage: Eukaryota; Dinophyceae; Suessiales; Symbiodiniaceae
Source: the annotation of a GenBank genome assembly
CAGUGCUUCAAAUACAUCAGUGCCAAAGAGCAAUGGGCCAUGGGCUAUCCACGGCGGAGAUUUGCACUUGCUGGACAGUGCGAAAUGGACAUUCAGCUUCACGGCAGGUUUCUAAAGAGAAAGGACGCUGGCGCCCGACUUUACCACACUUGGUUUUGCACUUUGAUGUCAACAAGACCGUUGUAAUGGUGGACACGAUCCAAGGAAUUCCCACGUCCGAUGUUCUCAACGGGAUCCUAGCAGAAUGUGCCUGGGGCCGGGCCAAGCCCAACGGCCAUGGGCCUCCGGAGAAAGGAUGGCAACUGGUGGAGCAGAUGCCAAGUUCUGUCAGGCCAACGCAACAGCCCGAGUUGAUGAGCUACUUGGAGUACUUGGAGCAGUCCUUACCUGGCAAGGCCAAGGAGAUGAAGAAAAAGCGCGAGCAGGUGUGGAAGAAGUUCACGGAGCCUGGAGAGCCUGGUGAGCUGCUGCGACCACACUAUGAGAAUAUGGCGGCGCAGCUACAGAUGCAGGGACGAAUGGUGGGCACUGGCAUGGUGAUAGCAGCCUUCUUUGAUUUGGUUGCAGAUCUUGUCAAGAACGGCAGGAGCUUCUCCAUUGUUUUUCGGACCUUUGGGUCAGACCUGCCGGCAGUUCAAGCAGAGUUCAACGCCUUCUGCGCUGGGGAACAUCCCAGAUAUCCCGACCUAUGCUUGGAUGGCUCUGCUGAAGGCAAGCCAGACUUGCGGCUGACAAAAGAAAACACAGGAUCCUGGUAUCGGUCUGCAGACAACUGCAGUAUUGUUUGGGGUACUACUACACUUGAAGAGGACCUUCAUGCGACCAAAGGAGUCUUGGAUGACUUUUUGAAACUACCUGGCAACACCGGCCUCCUGUCCAGCAGGGGCUGGGAUGCAGUUAUCAAGGACCUGCAGACCAAGACAAGCAAACCAUCUGUCUUGGCCCUGAGGGACUACUUUCCCUACUGGCAGAAAGGCGGGCAGCAUGGACCUUAUGGCAAGCUGUUGCCAGUGGAUCCAGCGGACCACAGAUGUCAUCCGAUAUUUUUCGAUGACAACAUUACCUUGGAUGCCGAGGACACAAAGAUCGUUGACGUCCGGGACAAAACGGGCAAAGCACUCUGGCCACUCUAUGCUCAGCGCUACUAUAUCUCACGCGCUGAGCCUUUGCUGGCAGUCGCAGAUGACAACUACUAUAUCAGAAAAGUUGAAGAGAUAGAGCACAAUUUCCAACGAAAGCGCUUGGCCCGUCUCCGAUUGAGGGCUGCUACUCUCACGGUGUCAAAGAUGUUGAGAGAAGAGGCAGAGGCUCAGAAAUUCGACUUGCCAAAACGGAGUGGGGGCUAUGACCCUUGGGCUAAAUCCCGUGUAAGCAUAUCAAAAAUCCACUUCUCAUCUUCGAUCGCUGCGGCUGACGAAGAAGAACAUGCUUUGAUGGUUAAAUGACAAAAAAUAA